Molecule: messenger RNA, 861 nt
Organism: Rotaria sordida
Lineage: Eukaryota; Metazoa; Rotifera; Eurotatoria; Philodinida; Philodinidae
Source: the annotation of a GenBank genome assembly
AUGGCUGAAGGAGGUGGUAGUUCACGUCGAGAUGGAAAACGUUACACAGACCUUAGUAAUGAACCAGAUAAACCGUUACCACCGCUUCAAAAGUUCACAAAUCAACCAGUUCCGCAACUUCAAGAUGCUGUCAAGUCUAUUCACAACGCACUUCAAAAACUUCCAUCCGUUCAAGAUCGCGUAUGGCGUGGUAUUAAUGGUAAUAUUGUUGGGCAAUACAAAGCUAAUUCGGUGCACGUUUGGUGGGGUGCAAGUUCCUGCUCCGAUCAAGUUCAUGUAACAGAAACUUUUCUUGACAAGAAAAGCGAUCGAACAUUGUUCAGUAUAAAAUGCUAUGAAGGUAAAAUAAUCAAAAAUCACUCAGCAUUUCCAAAUGAAAGCGAAAUCGUCCUGCCUCCUGGUACCUGUCUUCGAGUUAAAUCUCUGUCGAAUAUAGCAGCUAAAGUUCAUAUUAUUGAUAUGGAACAGAUACCCUAUGAAGAACCUUCGCCAGAGAUUGCUCCUACAUCAUCUGCUUCUACCGAUGAACAUCAUGUCUAUCUCAUUUGGCUCGAUGGUUUCGUGAAUAAGUCGAAAGAUAAUAUUGAAACUCAAGAACAACUUCGACAGUUAAAUAACAACUUCAAAUCAUUUGAAAAGCCUGAUAGAUGUGAAAGUUUCAUUAAUCAGAGUACGAAUCACUCUCGUAUUAUAAUAAUUGUUGGCGGGCAGAUUGGUCGACAAUUUGUUCCAAAAGUUCAUGAUUAUGCUCAUUUGAAAACUAUCUUCGUUUUCUGCAUGAAUAAAGUGGAGAAUGAAAAGUGGGUCAAAAAUCAUGAUAAAGUAACAAGUUUAUUUUUCUCUGCUACUGAACUUUUUUAA